AUGGAAUAUAUACCUCCGGAAUACCGAAUCCUCCGCGAUGGUUCCGUCUUCCUGCAUCACCAUGAGCCUGGUUUUCAUAUUUACUAUUCUGUUGCGACCAUACAGUAUGAUAAUCUUCUCCACAUGCAGAGGGCUUGUGAUAAUCAGCUCCAUAGCAUCGUCGCUGAUGGGAUGCACUCGCUGCAUCCAAAAUCGCUCGGUUACCAAGCACAGCUUUACUGUGUGCAUGGCGUGUGCGACCGAGGCGUGGAAAUUCCGUUGCUGUACUGCAUUACAGCCAAGAAGACGGAGAGGGUGUACUUGAAGAUCUUCGAGGAACUGAGAACGCAUAUUGUUGGUGAUGCCCCGAGAAGAGUCGUCUUAGAUUUCGAAAAGGCCGCUAUAAGCGCCGCCCGAAAAACCUUCCCAAGGGCAAGAGUGGAAGGCUGUGCCUUCCAUCUUGCACAAGCAUGGAACCGUAAAAGAAACGAGCUUGAACUAAAGCAAUACAUUCAGGGAGGGGAGAGAGACGAGCGAAUCGUUCAGUGGCAUGGUCUUCCUUCCGGAUCCUCUACUGCCGCAAGUCCGACCCUGAGGGGCCCUCCCGUUCCAAACGAUCACAUCGCCUACAAAAGAUGUGGAGAUUUCAUCUCCUAUUUACGUACAACCUGGAUGGAUGGGCCGUUUAAGGGGUUAUGGUGCAAAUGGAAGCUCACGGAGUUGCGGACAACGAACUUGGCUGAGGCGUUUCACAGGAGACUAGGACUGCUUAUCAACGGGGACCAUCCACCACUGAAUGCCCUCAUUGAAGCUCUCCGUAAGCUGAACUAUGAAGCAGGAGCAGCCUUAAGACGCCUCCAGGAAGUUGAGAUCUUGACCACUAUUGCACUGACUCUUUUCAGUGAUCUUUCUAUUCACAGGAUCCAGAAGACGCCAGAAAGUUGCUAA
This is a messenger RNA of Cooperia oncophora, 927 nucleotides long. The record is from the annotation of a GenBank genome assembly. NCBI's taxonomy places the organism in Eukaryota, Metazoa, Nematoda, Chromadorea, Rhabditida, Trichostrongylidae.